AUAAGUGGAUUGGUCGGUCAAAGCGAAGAUAAGACGAGGCAAAGUCUCAUUCGGAAAGUCAACUCUAUUUGAAAUAGGCCUAGAUUUUUACAUUAAAAUGGAUAAGUGGACUGUUCUUGUGAUAUUAUUCCUGAGUAUGUCCUAUAGCUCAUCAGAGGAGGCUGAUGAUGAAAAACAAAUGGCGACUUUUAAGAUCGAAGGAAAGGUUUCUGUACCGGGAGUCAAGCCCGCAGAUUGGGUGCCACUGGCGAAGGUGCUGGUGGACGGCGGCCAGUUCGUCGGCUUUGUCAGAUCGGAUGGAACAUUUGAGGUGCAUGACAUACCUACUGGAUCCUAUGUCGUAGAGAUUGCUCACCCCAAGUAUAUGUUUGAAGCCACAAGAAUAGAUAUCUCAGCCAGGGGUAAGAUCAGAGCUAGGAGAGUGAACAAUGUUGACAGCAAGUCUGUGAUUCAGGUUACCUAUCCACUGAGGCUCAGGAGCAAGGGUCUUGCUGGGUACUUCCAGAAGAGAGAAGAGUUCAGGAUAGUUGAUGUACUCAAAAACCCUAUGGUGCUUAUGAUGGUCUUGCCUGUUGUAUUCAUUGUCAUACUUCCCAAACUAGUCAACACACAAGAUCCAGAGCUACAAAAGGAAAUGCAGAACAUGAAUUUGAUGAAUCAGAAGCAAGAUUUACCAGAUUUAUCUGAAAUGGCAACAAGUUUCUUCGGUGGCGGAUCAUCGGCACAGAAAAAAUCCAAAGACAAAGCUAUUAAAGCUAAAAGGAAAUAACAUUUUAUUACCUGUUACAUCAUAGAGUAGGUUAUUAUGUUGUAUUUCAUGGUAUUUUUAGAUUCAGAUGGCUUGGUUGAAACACAAGUAAAUUGAUAUUUUAAUCUCAAUUGACACCUGUCUGGAAUAAUCUGUACCUGUGGAGACCAUAUAAUACACAUGGGCCCCAUUUAACCCUUAACAUGCCAUGAACACAUCUCUGUGCAUCCACUGGAGUGCCAUGAACACAUUUUCGUGCAAUGGUCAUACAGCUACAGCUAUUGUAAUGCCUAUUGCAUUUCCAGGAGUGCAUUGCAUGCAUGAGUGAUUCCAUUGUUGAGGUUAGCUUAUGGUCAAGAGGUUUAACAUUAUUGUCUCAGGAGUGAUUCCCUUUUUUAUAAAUAAAACAAUUAAAUACAUGUAUAGCCUCUUUGAAAAAAAGUGGCACUCGCUGAUUACGGUGAAUGGCACGUUAAGAGUUAACAAUGGUUUUCAACAGAUUGAAAUCAACAUUUUUGUGAUUGAACUAAAUUUGUGUAGAGAUAGGGAUUUUAUAUUGAUCACAAUAUGAAUUGAUUUGUACCUAUUGUAACUCUUUGUAAGAAGGGGAACUGAUAUGAAUCAUUUAAUGAUAUCGUCGCAUGCACCACAAACCGUCCUCUCUGCGCACUUCGAUGCGAAAGUUAGUUUGGCAGAAAACGCAUUUAAAGAAAAGCUUUUCUGAAACCUG
This is a messenger RNA of Lytechinus variegatus (green sea urchin), 1478 nucleotides long. It is a transcript of the gene emc7, whose product is annotated as ER membrane protein complex subunit 7-like. The coding region runs from base 98 to 769 and encodes 223 amino acids. Gene Ontology annotation, cellular component: EMC complex. Lineage: Eukaryota; Metazoa; Echinodermata; Echinoidea; Temnopleuroida; Toxopneustidae. Gene Ontology annotation, molecular function: carbohydrate binding. The transcript has 4 exons. The record is from RefSeq and is a predicted model, not a curated record.